AAGAGUGGUGUAUUGUUUUGAUGACCUGCCAAAAACUGAGCCACCGGAGGCCCUCAAUUUCACGGACAACUUGAACGGGCCACGGUGUUAUCAUCACAACUUGGAGGGGUCGUGACCUCCCUAUGUACACGGUAACUACGGAGUGUGCUCAGACGACGCGCGUGGAGAGGCUUCUGGAUUCAUCAUCAGCCGCGGACUGAUCGAUUUUUAUGAAUCCACUCCGAGGAGAGUGGAUCUACGCAGCGGAGCUCACGGGAUCUCUCAUCGGUGACACCGGCUGGAAACACCCGCGCGGGUUCAGUGACGGUUGGUGGUCCGUCCACACAGUCCAGACGGAAUCAUAUCGGGAACAGGAUGCGCGCGCUCAGCCGGGGAAUUUAAUCGCAGGAAAUCAACGUCUGCAGCUAUCCUGCCAUUUCCCCCUCCCUCCCUUAAUCGUGCAAUCGCACCGGGGCAUUAUGUAAAGGAAUCUCUGCAGUUGUAGAUUGGCAGCCAGAUAGGAGUGGCUGUACUUUUGAUGACUGAUCCUUUUACGAUUACAUUACUUCCAUGGGCUUCUGCACGGAUCUAUGAUUGAAUCAACCGACAACCUGCGUGAUGUUGAAACGAGAUGUGACACGUACGUCUACCAUGCAAGGUGGUUUGAUGAGAUGGUUCUGAAUAAAUGCAGAAGACAGAUUCUUCUAAUCUCUUCCAAGAAAUUCCUGUGCAAUAAAGAAUAAUGCGAUCCAACUUUUCAACAAUGACGACACGGCUCAGCAUAGCUCUCCUGGUAGGUUUAUGGACGCUGGUGGGGUCCCAGGACCUCGGUCCCACUGAAGUCAUCACGACCGGCCGAAUCCUGGGAAAGAGGAUGUCUGUGCUCGGGAAAACAGUGGACGGUUUCUUUGGGAUUCCGUAUGGGAAGGCACCGGAGGGGGAGCUGCGAUUCAAGAGCCCCCAGCCCCGCGAGCCGUGGGAGGGUACCUACAACGCCACCACGCACGGAUUUGGCUGUUUUUCGGUCCCAGAUGAACUUUUCCCAGGAUUCGAAGGGUCCGAGAUGUGGAACCCAAACGUCCAGCUUAAGGAGGACUGCCUGAACUUGAACGUCUGGGUGCCCUACCCAAGACCGACUAAUGCCGCUGUCAUGGUAUGGGUGUUUGGUGGCUCCUACAUCUCAGGCGUGGAUUCCUUGGACGUCUAUGAUGGGAAGACUUUGCCUGCCGAGGAGGGCGUCAUUGUGGUCUCCAUGAAUUACCGGGUAGGCGCGUUGGGAUUCCUUGCCAUGGAUGACCCAAACGCUCCGGGUAAUAUGGGACUGAGGGACCAGGCUUUGGCCAUGCAAUGGGUGCAGGAUAACAUUGGUGUCUUCGGUGGGGAUCCAGGACAGGUCACUAUGUUUGGAGAGAGUGCAGGUGCCGCUAGUAUCUCCCUCCACAUGAUCUCCCCGGAGAGUAUGCACCUGUUCAAGAGAGCAGCUCUGGAGAGUUCUGCCAUCACUGUGCCAUGGGGUCACUACACCAUGGAGGAAGGCAUCCGUAGAGGCAUGGUGCUGGCCGAGUACCUGCAAUGCACAGAAGACACCACGGGUAACGUGCUGACCACACCCCAGGUCAUUGACUGCCUACGCAGUAGAGAUGUGGUCCAAAUCCUGACCUACCAGUGGGUGACCUCGAACUAUCUCGACUUCCCAUUCGUUCCCGUCAUAGAUGGUACCUUCCUGACAGAACAGCCAGAAUCAGCUCUCAAACGGGGUGCAGUCAAGGACUGUGAACUCCUCAUCGGGAGCAACUCAAACGAAGGCGCCUUCUUUCUCAUCUACGAAGUUCCAGGAUUCUCCAAGGACAGCGAGAGUCUGCUGGACAAAGAAGCAUUCAUCACGGCGUUGAAGUACGCCUUCCCCAAAGCUAACUCCUUCGGGUUGCAGGCGCUAGAGUACCAAUACACACCUUGGUUGAACCCCAACAACCAGUCACUUCUACGGGACGCCAUCGACAAAGCUACCGGAGAUUGGGCCUUCACCUGCCCGACCUACGAGACGGCUGUCGGGUAUGCUCGAGCCGGCCACCCGGUUUACUACUACCGCUUCACGGACAGGGCUUCCAACAGUCCCUGGCCUGAGUGGAUGGGCGUGCUUCACGCGGAUGAGAUCGCUUACAUCUUUGGACUUCCACUCUACCCCGAGAAGGGCUUCAACAACCAGGAGGAGCAACUGAGUCGGAUGAUGAUGAGAUACUGGGCCAACUUUGCCAAAACGGGUAAUCCCAACGGCGAUUCCGGAAGCGACUGGCCUCUCUACACCGUCGAACAACAACAAUUCUUCACUUUGGACAAAUCCAUCAUUGGUGGUGACUAUUCGAUAGGACGCGGUCCCUUCGCCCAAGCCUGCGCCUUCUGGCGAGACUAUCUCCCCACACUGGUGACACAGACAGGCGACAUUAGCGAGGCGGAGAGAAUAUGGAAACAGCAGUUUAACGACUGGAGCACAAAGUACAUGGUCAACUGGAAAGCGGAAUUCGAUAGUUACGUCAACGGAAAACAGUGCGAAUAAAUAUUUUUUGGCGCCAAAAUAAGAGCGAGUUUAAUUGUGUGGACGUUGACAAGCAACACACUUUUUAUACAAAAAAAAGGAUUUCCAUUUUAGAAUAGAUCUUUUUGUUCUUUUUAAGUUCCUUUCCGUGAAUAUUUUAACCGUUGGACUUUUUUUGCAUUUGGCUAUUUUGAUAACAUUGUCGUAAAUAUGAAUGUUACAUCUACAAUUUAGAAAAAAACCCUUUAUUUGAGUGUUUUAUUAGACGCCAAUUGUUUUGAUCGUCAACAUACUUUUUCUCUUUUUGAAUUCUUCUACCUCAUGAUGACAAAUUUAUUUUACAUGUACAUCGUGAGCCUGUUUACUUUCAGUUGUAAAGGGUUACUUAUUCUUGCGAUUGUUGUUAAAAACUUUAGGGUAAUUAUGAUAUGAUUCAUCAGUGCUUUUACUUUUGUUUUCUUUUGAAACGCACACAUCUCAUUCACUGAGAAAUACGUGAAAUUCGAUCACCAUAGUUAGACUUGAGUCUUUCAAGAGUACAUGGUAAGGGCGCCCUCUGUUGACUAUAAUGGGCCAUCCAAUCAAGGCGGAAAGGUCACAAUGGUGUUUGUUCUCGUUGAAAAAAAAUAAAUUCAAAUGUCAUUCAUUUACGAUAUUAACCAUUGUGUAAAUAUUAACGAGUUGUUUUUAUACUUAAGAGAUACAUUUUGGUUAUUAUUCGGUAUUUUUAAGGGUUUUCUUAAUCAAUUAAUGAUAAACAACUUGGUUUGUAAUCAAUUUUCAUAUAUAUUAUAUCUUAUAAUGGUGGUGGUAUGUAUAACUGACCAAUAAUUCAGGAUUAAGCGUUCAAAUAAACUAACUGUAUUAUACCAAA
This is a messenger RNA of Patiria miniata (bat star), 3386 nucleotides long. RefSeq names its product acetylcholinesterase-like. Gene Ontology annotation, molecular function: acetylcholinesterase activity. Gene Ontology annotation, biological process: choline metabolic process; acetylcholine catabolic process. NCBI's taxonomy places the organism in Eukaryota, Metazoa, Echinodermata, Asteroidea, Valvatida, Asterinidae. The record is from RefSeq and is a predicted model, not a curated record. Gene Ontology annotation, cellular component: plasma membrane. The transcript has 4 exons. The coding region runs from base 722 to 2533 and encodes 603 amino acids.